Molecule: messenger RNA, 970 nt
Organism: Triplophysa rosa
Lineage: Eukaryota; Metazoa; Chordata; Actinopteri; Cypriniformes; Nemacheilidae
Product: phospholipase A and acyltransferase 3-like
Exons: 5
Coding region: 346-858 (170 amino acids)
Biological process (GO): N-acylphosphatidylethanolamine metabolic process
Cellular component (GO): cytoplasm
Molecular function (GO): A2-type glycerophospholipase activity; glycerophospholipid phospholipase A1 activity
Source: RefSeq, a predicted model, not a curated record
UUGGAACGUAGGACCAGUUUCUAUCUGAAACUUUCAAAAAGUCUGCAAGUGUAUGAUGUCUAGUUAAAAAAAAUCUGUUCAGAUUUUAAAAGUCUUGGAGUGUAUUCCAGCCAUUAGUAGCUACUGAAAAAAGCAAGAGCGCUUUAAGGGCGUUCACCAAUGAGAUCAAGCUAUUUCGUUCUCUGCACGCUGACUGCUCAGCUCCUCUUUAUAAGUUCACUAGCUGGUUGAUUUCUCACUUCUGAUUUUACUCUUACCGCUACUAAAACUGCAUGGAUAGUAAUCUUACUCACAAACACACCAUUGUAAGAUCAGUGUCAAAACGGAUUCAGCUUGUAGGUUGCCAUGCCACCGACUAAAAAGUAUGAUGAGAAGCCAGAACCAGGAGACCUCAUUGAAAUCUUCAGAGGUGGUUACCAGCAUUGGGCUAUCUAUGUUGGGGAUGGUUUUGUGAUUCACCUGGCCCCGCCUUCAGAGUAUGCUAACGCUGGGUCUUACAGUAUGAUGUCAGUCACGUGUGACAGAGCCUUAGUGAAGAAGGAAGAAAUGUGGGAUGUUGUAGGCUCAGACGAGUACCGUAUCAACAACCUUCUAGAUGACAAAUAUGAGCCUCGAGAUAUUAGAGAUAUCCUACGGGAUGCACAGAGUCUUGUGGGCAGAAGACGUCCAUACAGUGUGGUCGGGUGUAAUUGUGAGCACUUUGUCACAGAGCUGAGAUAUGGAAAGCCAGAGUCCCGCCAGGUACGAUCAGCGGUGGAGAUUACUGUUGCAGCUGGUCUUGCAAUGGGUGCCAUUGGAGCAAUUGCUUAUGCUGCUGGAUGUUUUGGCUCAAGAGACCAUGAGAAGCAUACAAAAUAAACACUUCGACAUGCACAACCGAGGCCUUUUUCAUAUUUCAUAUCGGUAAAGUUUUUAAUGUAAUGAAUGUCAUUUAAAACAUUGAUUUUCAACAAUGUAUUUCACCAUUAAU